Molecule: messenger RNA, 882 nt
Organism: Exophiala oligosperma
Lineage: Eukaryota; Fungi; Ascomycota; Eurotiomycetes; Chaetothyriales; Herpotrichiellaceae
Exons: 1
Coding region: 1-882 (293 amino acids)
Source: RefSeq, a predicted model, not a curated record
AUGGCCUCUACGUUCCUCAACAUGAAUCGUGUUGUGCAACAGUUUGAUUACACUGACGUUGGAGAGCUUGAAGCAGCGUUGAGCUUGCUCAUCGUCGUCCCAGAUACCUCGAUCGCCACCACUAAGGAACAUCUCAGACUCAUCAAAGCUUACGCGGGCAAUUACUCUCUUCCUUCUUGGACUCUGAGUAAUGCAGAGAUUCUGGCAACAGGGUUUCGAGACAUGAUUGUCAUCCUCACAGAACCAACCGAUAAAGCAGAUACCCUGCCAUUUGAGCCCAUGAUGGAGGGGUCGAGAACUAUUCGCAGCCUGGACCGUGCUCUGCAGUGGGCUAGUAAAGGCCAAAGAAGCGUCCAAAACACAAUUAUACUUGAUGGAAGAUUGCUUCGCAGCCGAGCUUUCCAGCAAAGAGAAUCUCGAUCACUGCGACGUCAUCGCGACAGCCAAGGCUUUGGUGUGAUCGACGACAUCUGCAAGUUAGUCGAACCCAGCGUGGUACUUGUUUGCAAUUGUUGUCGAUUUGAGACUCUCAAUUCGCGGACGACCGACUUGCUUGUUUCUAGGAUCCCGGAGGCUGGGAAUAUCGAGAUGUUGACCUGGCCAUCCGGAGCGCAAGGGAGCAUCGUGAAGAGUUUCCAUCCAGAGUUUAUCUACAAAUGCGAACAACCCGACCAACGCGCCUUGCGCGAAUCCCUCUGGAAGUUGACCAUUGCAACAGCGACGAAUAUCAUCCUGAAGAGCAACUUGCGAGGAUCUGGUAUUUCGAAACUCCGUUCCACGGUCUUGAGAGGCAUGGACACGUUUGCGGAAAGCCGUCGGAAUGGUCAAAAUACCCAAGGCACGUCCAAGGCAGGGACUCUAAGGGGUAGGAUAGGAAGGUGA